CACGAUGUAAUCGAGCCUAAGUCACUUACAACGUGCUGCCUUUAUUGAUGUGUGGCCGAAAGUUUGACAUCAUUUUUUUUCUCCGAUCGCUUAUAUGCACCUUGGCUGAUUUAUGCCAAGGUUUGUCUUACUGUCAAUGGAUGUAUCAUGCCCUAUGGAUUUUUCAAUCAGGACAGAGGUUAGUGUUAUUUUCCCCAACCAUUAAUUGUUGUUUAUCCUGAUAAGAUCGAGUCGCUUAAUAACGCUUGUCGAUGACAGUUGCUACUCGAUACACAAGUGUUGCGCAUGCAGAAGAUACGUUGUUGACGUAAUAUUGAUUCGAGGUUGAGUGUGGUCCUUCAACUGCUUUUCUCGUAUUAAGUUCUCAUAUGACAAUCUUCAUAUUUUGGUAAAUCAUAGCGGCCUUUUUCUACUACAUUCCACGCUCCUCAUAUAACUACACUCUGUAUACAUCAUAUCGCAACAACUAGUAGUCUAAAACUAACUUUCAUAUCUGUUUUUGGAAGGACGUAAGAGUAGGACCAAUAUAAUGAUGUUUUCUGUCUGGGCGCGAAAGGGACGCUUGCAGCCGUUGGUGGCUAGAAAACAGACCAGUUGCAAUUUUGUCAAGAAGUUGGAGAACCAACAGGAGAAAAUCUUGGAGAGGAUAUGUAGACCAGGACUUGUUGGACACCGGAGGAACUUUUCGUUCUCUCAGCGCGGUUUUACUUCUCAGGGUGCUGCUGUAAGCUCUAAGGUGGACAACACAACAUUCGCAACGAACCAGUCAUGGGGGUACGAGCCCAUUUUUCAGGACGAGUUUCUCGACACGACGGAAUGGGUCAAAUGCCCGCAGCUGAGUCCGCUAAUUCAAGCGCAGAAACUCGGGAAGGCCGUAGUGAUACAUAUGAUUAUGUUCACGUCGUACGUUCUUUUUAAUGAGGCUUGAGCUCAUGCACAGAAAAGCAAGUACCACGUUGCUUUUACAACAGAACUUUAACUCUUGCACGAUAUAGUCUUUAUAAGAAGUAGAUUCUUCCUGCAGGAGCAGUAACUUGCGACUGCUUAUACUGAUACUUAAUCUUCAUCAUUUUUCAACCUGACUACAACAGGGCGUGAGUUUUACGUAUGUUCCGCCAGAGGUGCUCACGGAAGUGUCCGAGACCUGUGUCCGCCACGUGAAUCAUUUCUACCGACGAAGCCACUUGCUCAUGCUUCACCGAAUCCUGAAUGAUCCAGCCGCCAGUGACAAUGACAAGUAUGUCGCCAAGGAGCUUCUAAACAAUGCCGAGGUGUCGGCGAAGGGCAUCCUGCCAUCCUGCCAGGACACGGGAACCGCCGUGGUGAUGGCUAAGCGUGGCUACAACGUGCUCACGAAUGGCACCGACGAACAGGAUAUCUCUCUAGGCAUCCUGAACGCCUACCAAAACGGCAACCUGCGAUACUCUCAGGUCGCACCACAAACCAUGUUCACGGAAAAGAACACGAAAACGAACCUCCCAGCACAAAUCGACAUCAUGGCGGCACCGGGAAGCAGGUAUAGGGACUUUCAUGACCACCGAUAGUUCUAGCCUUCUUUCUCUUGGUGCAAAUUUUUACACCGAGGUUGGCUCUCAACGUGUGCAUCAAUCCCCAGUCGAGGAGUAGCUGCGUUUAUUUUUGCUUCACAACUAUUUUCAUUCAGAGAUGAUUCCCUAUCCUUUGCAAUGAUAAAGAAUGAAUGUCUCUCAACGAAUUACUUAUUUGAUUUCUCCAGCUACAAGGGCUUGUACAUCGUAAAAGGCGGUGGCUCCGCGAACAAGACCCAGCUGUUCCAGAAGACGAAGGCACUGCUGAAUGAGGCCAGUUUUGAGAAGUUUAUCGUGGAUGAAAUCAUGAAACUUGGAACUGCAGCUUGCCCUCCGUAUCAUCUCGCAGUCGUGGUCGGUGGCCUCGGAGCCGAUCAAAACCUGAAGACCGUCAAGCUUGCCAGCUGCAAAUACUAUGACCAGCUUCCAGACCACGGUAACAACUUUUCAAAUGCAAAUUGUUUAAACCAUUCUUUCCGGUUCCGUGAUAUAGUAUAAUAUGGUCUUAUAACUACAACUUCUUGAUGCCACCUUUGCUUGUGCUAAAAUGGUAACGAACGUUUUUUUGGACGUGGUCUUGUAAGUAAUAAAAUUGGUCUGCUGCUCCGCAGGUUCCGCUAAUGGUCGCGCCUUUCGUGAUCGGGGAAUGGAGAGCAAAAUUCUUUACCAGGCGAGGAAUCUGGGAAUCGGCGCGCAGUUUGGCGGCAAGUAUUUUCUUCACGACGUGCGAGUAAUUCGCUUGCCGAGACAUGGCGCGUCUUGUCCUGUCGGCAUCGGCGUUUCCUGCUCCGCGGAUCGGCAAAUGAAAGUCGCCAUACAGUCGGACGGCGUUUUCUAUGAGAAGCUCGAACAACAUCCGGAGAAGUUGUGGGAGCUCAACCAGGAAACACUCAGAGUAGAAACUAGUGCACUAGACAGCGUGGCAACCGAGGGCGAGGGUAUUGAAACUUUUUACUUUAUUGUAGAAGUUCGAUCCUACUAUCCUUCCUUUUUCUUUUCCUAGUUAGCUUGGCUACACCCGUUUUAUUAUAGAAGUUCGAUGGUUAUGUUUAUGAAUUUCUUAAUAAUUCGUACGACCUCGAUAAUAGUUCUUAUGAGCCAUUUCUCACUCGGGCAAGAAUUUCAAUGUUGUGAAGAUGCACUAUUAACGAUGAAAAUUCUGGAGACAUUUUUAUGUUUUCUUCUACCUGGCAUGCACCAGUCCCUGGUCUCUCAGAAAUGGAGUCGGAAGCCGUUAACGUGGCUGCUGAGAGUAAGGCUGCGUCUGUGGUGAAUAUCGACUUGGACCAACCGAUGGACCAGAUGUUGAAAACCCUACGCCAAUACCCCGUGAAAACCCGAGUAGCUCUCAAUGGAACGAUGAUCGUGGCCAGAGACAUCGCGCAUGCGCGAAUGCAGGGUACAACUUUUAUCUUUUUGUUUCAGCAGUUACAGCUUUGUUUUUUACGUGUUACGAAAAUAGGUGGUGACAGAAGAUACUCCGUGCCAGUGAGUGUGGCAAACGAUUUGGUCAUGAAUAUUGACUACCGUAUAAAGCAUGGAACGGGCUGUUCGGGUAGUCAAUUAAAGACUCCACGUAGGCGAUGCUCUGCUUGAGCCGCCCGCCGCUUACUCAUUGACUUGAGAAGGCUCUCGCUUAAUUGAUGAUAGCAGCGCUUAAUUGGGCUGUCGCUGUAGUACACAUUGUGCUGCACCACUUGAGAAGGCUCUCGCUGAAGCAGUGACUGCAUCACUUGUGCGAGCUCUUGCUUAAGUGGUGACUGCAUCGCUUCAUUGAGCUGUUGCUGAAGUGAUGACUGCGACUUAGUCCAACACUUAUCGCAGCGGCUUUGCGAAACACUUAGCGAAACACUUAACGAUGCACUUAGCGAAGCACCUAGGGAGGCACAUAGCGAAGCGCAUAGCGAAGCACUUAUCGAAGCACUUAGCGAAGCACUGAAUGAAGCACUUAGCGAAGCACUUAGCGAGGCACUUAGCGAAGCACUUAGUGAAGCACUUAGCGAAGUACAUAGCGAAGCACUCAGCGAAGCACUCAGCGAAGCACUCGGCGAAGCACUCAGCGAAGCACUCGGCGAAGUACUUAGCGAAGCACCCAGCGAAGCACUUAAGGAAGCACUUGGCGAAGCACCGAAGGAAGCACUUGGCGAAGCAGUUAGCGAAGCACCUAAGGAAGCACUUGGCGGAGCAGUGAAUGAGGCACCUAACAAAGCACUUACCGAAGCACCUGGCGAAGCACUUAGCGAAGCACUUACGGAAGCACCCAAGGACACUCAGGGAAGCAUUUAAGGAAGCACUUAGAAAACACUUGGCGAAGCACUUAGCGCCUCAGCGUGGCACUUAGUGCUGGGCACUUAAUGAGGCACCUAGCAGAGCACUUAGCGAAGCACUUGGCGAAGCACUUACAGAAGCACUUUCAGAUGCACUUACGGAAGCACUUAACAAAGCACUUGGCGAAGCACUUAGCGAAGCACUUAGCGAAGCACUCAGCGCCUCAGCGUGGCACUUAGCGUGGCACUUAGCGUGGCACUUAGUGCUGCCCCCAGCGUGGCACUUAGCGUGGCACCCAGCGCUGCCCCCAGCGUGGCACUUAGCGUGGCACUUCGCUAAGUAUCUCGCUGAAUGCGACGGGUUCAUAAAUGCAUUCACCUCACCUAUAUCAAUUGCUUGUUUGCAAUUCUUUCCAAGCAACACCAUACAGGCAAGCUUCAGAAGGGUGGCGCAGACGCGCUUCCAGACUACAUUAAGAAGCAUCCAGUUUACUAUGCGGGUCCGGCUAAGACACCCGAAGGCUAUCCAAGCGGCAGUUUUGGUCCCACUACUUCCGGGCGUAUGGAUCCCUACGUGGAACCAUUCCAAGCAGUAGGCGGCUCUAUGAUUAUGAUCGGCAAGGGAAACCGGUCUCAGGCAGUCACGGAUGCUUGCGCGAAGCACGGAGGAUUUUAUCUCGGUACGAAAUGUGAGUUAGUGGCUGAUGGGAACAGUGAAGAUCUUCUUCUGUUAUAAUGCAUACGAGGUAAUGUUGUGCAUUAUCAUUUUAUUCUCCACCAGCAGAUAAUGAUAAUCUUCAUAUUCACAUUGUGAUUUUGUUCUCUGGCCCAACGUGUCUCAUUACUUACAACUUGAUGCUCAGGUUCCAUUGGUGGAAUGGCUGCCACACUGAGCGCCAAUUGUAUCAAGAGCGUAGAGGUAUUGGAUAUGGAGGAAUUGGGAAUGGAAGCCGUUUGGAAGAUUAGAGUAGAGAAUUUUCCAGCGUUUAUUAUCGUCGACGAUAAGGGCAACGACUUCUUCCAGGAGUUCAAGAAAGAAGACGCGCAUAUCCCGGAAGAGGUGAACAGCAGCAUCUACGUGGUGUUGGAGUUCUUCGAAAAUUUGGACCGCAACAGUGAUCAAAUCGUUGAAGCGAUGGAGUUAGUAGAGGGCUUCGACAACCUGACAAUCGAGCAAGCGGAGACGCUGGUUCGAAAAUACGACUUGGGCCAUUUCGGAGGACUCAACCUGGACGAGUUCUUGACCAUGGUGAUGAAGGAACGGGGCCUCAAAAUUGACGGCGAAGGAGCGAGGGAAAAACUACUCAGCGGAGAAUAAGAUUCUUGUAGCUAGUGCUAUUCCAGGAAAGAGGUAAAUUGAAAUGAUUAGUGUUAAUCUUGAAUAAUGUACAGAAAAUGUAUGGACAAAAUCCUAAUUUUUCCGAUACCCAUAACAUAAUGACGCAUCGAUAUGAUUGUAAACCAGGAAUCCGUAUUCCUGGCAUUUUCUUGGUCAACCACACAAUACGUUAAAGUAAAGAAGCGCAAAUCCUCAGAAUCGAAUUAGAGUUCCUGCACCGCCCCUUAAAGAUUACAUUUUCAGAAUAUCUCUUGCAAAAGUUAAGCCCCAUGGUAAGUGUGAAAUUAAUAUCAAUGAAAUUAAUUUCGUUUUUGGUUUUCAAUAUCCGCUCGUUACUUAGGUCAAUCAACAAAGAAAGUGGCAGUUAUGGAUGAUAGUUUAUUUGUCGUAGUUUACUCAGGGUCAGCAAUGCCGGGAGAUUCUUCCGAGCAGAGCAAGUCGUGAAUUAAUCCACAAUCCCUCGAAGGCAUGGUCACAAAGAGAAAGAAGCAUCAGAAUCCAUAGCUGACGUCAAUCGACACCUGCAUCCUCAUGUAUGAAAUCAGACCGCAUCCCGAGGUCAGACUAACGAUGUCAGACGGAGAAUGGUGAUAUAUUGGAUGGCUGUGAUACUUGAAGAGUAAACUGAAAGGUGUAAAAAUUCACGAAUCGUAUUUUGGUUGAGACAUCCAGUAUCUUCUUGGGUAUGUACUACUUAGCGUCGAAAACAUUAGUGUCGACGCGUCCACUGUGCUUCGUCACAUGUGUCGAUGAUUGCUCCCAGGUCUUCGACGUUAGUUGACGUCUCACCGGUGAGGUAGUAUAGACUUGGCUUUGAUGACCGUAAACCCUCAUAUGUAGAUAAUUUACUCAACAUGAUGAUUGAUGAUCAGACCGUAGUGAACUGACGAAGAUGAGCGAUCUGUUGUAUAUUCUCUUCGAUGAUUAGCUUUUUAGCAACACGAGGCAAAAAGUUCAAGGUCCCAUAUAACCUUGGUACAAAAUAAUGAAAUUUGUAUAUGCUAUGUACAGAGAAAGCACGGUAAACGCCAAAACCAGCAUAACACCUUGGAGACUUGAAGAUGUGUCGCGAAAUGACAGCAUAUUUAUGCUUCCAUAGCAAAUUGAAAACAAAAUCACGCAUUAUAGAGUUUUUUAAAAAUCGAACAUUUACUUUGCGCAAAACCUCUGCUGUCG
Amoebophrya sp. A25 is the source of this 6329-nucleotide messenger RNA. The record is from the annotation of a GenBank genome assembly. Lineage: Eukaryota; Dinophyceae; Syndiniales; Amoebophryaceae.